Phytophthora sojae is the source of this 3849-nucleotide messenger RNA. RefSeq lists its product as hypothetical. The transcript is spliced from 2 exons. Bases 1 to 3849 code for a protein of 1282 amino acids. The record is from RefSeq and is a predicted model, not a curated record. NCBI's taxonomy places the organism in Eukaryota, Oomycota, Peronosporomycetes, Peronosporales, Peronosporaceae.
AUGGCCGACGCCGACGACGCCGACGACUCGGGCUACGAGCUGAGCCUGAGCGCCCCCGUCGCGCGCCGCCGCGAGACCAUCACGCGCCAGCUGCAGCGCGAGAUCCUGCGCGAAAUGGGGGCGGACAAGCCGCCGCAGGAGCAGGAGCAGGAGGAGGAGGAGCGCAAGACGGAGGACGACGACCCCGCAGGCAUCAGGAGGCGCACGCUGUCGCCGUCCAAAGCCGCGCAGAUGCUGCGGGACAUGGACGCGCUAGAUGCCUCCAUCUCCAGGCGCGACACGGUGAGUCCGCAGGCGCUCAAGGCCGUUCUAAGCGUCGCUGAGCACCAGCAGCACCGGGAGGAGGAGAGGAAGGAACAGGUAGAACACUCUCUUGAGAGCGGGAGGACGGAGAACGAGGAGAAUGUGCUGGACUCUCCUCCCGCUUCGGCGAGCGAGCAGCCCAGGAAGAGCCCUCUGCCACCGGCUGCUGCAGAACACGAGCGCAGGAAGUCUGUCAACACCAGCGACAGCUUCACAGACUCCAUGUUUGCGCCCAAUCUAUUGGAAAAGGACGCGGCUAGUAGAGCGACGCUGGACCCGACGGAGGCGGCGUCGGUGGUCGCGGCGCUGCAGAAGGAGGUGCGGAACAUGAGCAGCUCAACGCUUGAGAUGGAGGAGACCGACUCGGACAGCGACAACCAGAAGAGCGCUGCUGCUGCUGCUGCGCAGCCCAAGCAGUCUAAGAUCAAGGCGCCCACUCCGCUGAGUGAAAAAUCGUCAUCCCCGACUGAAGAGGCGAAGGGUAGAAAGUCGCCGUCACCGGCGAAGGAGGCGUACAACAGGAAAUCCCCGGCCCAAGCGAAGGAGCCGAAAAGGAAGAAAUCACCGACCCCGACGAAAAGCAAUUCCAACCGCCGGGCUACUGUUGACCCUAGCGACGUACUGAUGAUGCUUGAGGGCAGCUCGCAGCCAGAGGAUGGACGCCGGCAGACAAUUGACGAAAACGGAUUACUCGAGUUGACAAGCGCACUGGACUCUCCGUUAACAGGCGGCAAGGGCUCUGCGCGCAAGCAAAACGAAGAGAUCUCGCGCAAGCGUGCUCAUGAUUCCGACGUGCGAGAAGGGAGCCCGGAAAAGCGUGCACGGUCGGAUGGGGAUAACAACGGUGACCAAAUGAUGGAGUCGAUGGAGAUAGACUCGCCUGUGCAUAGCAAGGAAAGUUCACCUUCACUUCGAAAGGCAGCAACCAACGACAACCAAACACGAGAGGAAGGUCCGUCCUCAGGAACCGCAAAGCCGGCGUUGUUUUCACCUCCGCCCACAGGGACGCGAGUCAGGACUCCGCUGAAAGGAAUUUUGAGCGCUCGAAAAGGAAAGAGAAACGCGAUGCAGACAACGCCGACGAAAACGGUGAAUUUUGGCCCAUCCCAGGGCGCCGAGUUCAAUCAUGGAUCGCCAUCGACGUCAAUGACCCCCAUGCUAGCCAAGGAUGCCUCCAAGCGUUACCCGUCAGAGCUGCCGCCUUCUUCAGAGGAAGAACCCGACGACGCUGAGACAUCACUGAACUCGUCCAUUCUUGAUGAAGCCGAUUCGUUCGACGAGGAGGAGGAGGAGGAGGAGCAACCGAAAGAAGUUGUUUCGCCGAAGGUGACACAGGUGAAAAAGUCCGGUUUUGAUCUGUUGGCAUCGCGGAGAAGUAGCCUUAUGGCUCCCAAGUCAGUUGAUAGAAGCCGCCGUCGACAAAGUCUUCGAGGGUACAGUCCGCUGGAUAGCCAAACUGAAGCCCGACGACGCAGGCGCCAGACCAUCAACAUCGCUCGCCAAACCUCGUCAAAGGCGACACCUGCGUUUACUACUGCGACCAGGCCGAUUUCCAGCUCGCAAUCUCCUCCUUCCUCGAGAAAUAAUUCGUUUUUAAGAGCGGCCGACGUGGCGGAGACGACUCGUAUGCCUUAUGCAGAUUCGUCAGCGUCCUCUGACGCUGGGGAGGACAUGGAAAUCACGGGCGAGUACUCGAUCGUAAUGGGACGUGAUAGCAUAGCACCGAGCACAUUAGCGUCGGCAUCUGCUGGUAUGCCUCGAGAUGAAGACACGGCGGAGUUCAGCUUGGGACAUCUUCUCGCUGAAUCAUCCGUAUAUGAAUUAACCAAGUCUGCACCUGAGCCUGACCUGAAUGAUCUUCCUGGAACGCUGGGUGAUCUGGCUAGUGAAGUUGCGGAUGUGCCUUCAAGUCAAGGUAGCCAGGCUGCCAAUGCCUCUCAAAAGUUGAAUGACCAAGACAACACACUCGACCCAAUUCAAGAAGGAGACGAAACCAUGGCAUCCUCACGUGGCCAGAGCAUGAUGAGCCUUGUUUCUAGUGACGACAGCGAUGAGGAAUAUGCCGCACGCCGAAAGUCUAUUAACGUAAACCUGACACCUCAGUUCGAGCGGGCUAGCAUUGGCGGUGAACCCAGUCAAGCUGUUCAAGCCCCACCGACACCCGAGUCACUUUCGGUUCACUUGAUCACGAUGGAAGAACUUCUCUCGUCUGUUACGCUUGACGAAAUAAAGUCAGUGGCGGAGAAUGAUGAUGAUUUUUUCGGAGAGGAAGCCGAGUCUUCUGACGAUCUGAUCUCGACGAGUGUCAAGCUUGCGUGCGCAUAUGAUACGUGCUCGGAGGCAAUCGAGUGCCGUGGUACAGAUAUCUCGUCGUGGUCUGCGGAUCUAGCGGAGGAAUUGUCAUCCCUGUUGCAGAUCAAGGCUCCGGGUGUUUUUAGUCCAGAGAACCUCGAUGAUGCAGGCCGCGAGGCCAUUCGAGAGCUGUACGCUACUGAGGCAAUGAUGGCUCAAAGUGGUUGGUGCCAGCUGCAAACUCAGAUGGAAAAUCAACUGAGUAGCAGUUUGUCGUUGGGUGCGGAUGCAUUAACGAACGAUGUGAAAAUGCUGAAGAAUUGCGUCUCCAGCGACACGUUGAAACGUCAAAAUGAACUCGCUGCUAUCAGGGAGAUGAUCGAUCGUGAGGAACAAAUGGCCCUUCUGCUUGAUGCGAUCGAGGAACAACAGGGUGCUCAUGAUGAGUACGUGACUGCUGUGAAGGAUCUCGAGAAUGAAUGUUCCUCGCUCUCGCUGGAGGAAUCUGUACUACAGAGCCGCCUGAAGGUGCUAGAGGGACGGGCAGCGGAACUGGAGCCGGUGACUUCGGCAGCAGCAACGUUGUUCGAGCAGGAAGUGCUGGCGACGGAGGAAAUGCUUGCGAUCCAGGAGAGCAUGACCGUGUGGAAGAUUCGAGAAGCAACAGCCUCUCUUCUGCGCGUUAGUGCUCAUUUCGAGGAUGUGCUGUUUGAUGUCGAAGUCAACGUCGAUGUCCAUUUGGGGUCCCCUUCAACGGGUGGCGCAUCCACGUUGAUCAGAGUGAAUGAGUCUCUCAAGCAGAGAGAACAGAACACGUACCUUCCUAUCGAAGGCGACGUGGUGUUGGUGUUGCAGCGGCUACUGCUAGAUCCUCACUACAUUUCACGCAUCGCUGACGAGUCUGAACUGGGAGACGGAAAUGACGGUCGCGUAUGUUCCAAGCUGCAGAUUCUGGAGCAUUUCAUCAACAGGUCUUUCCGUUUGUUGAAGGAGUUACGCGAGCUCUCUACCCACUUUGCGAUGCGCUUCGAUGAAGAUGAUAGUACGCUCUGGAUUGAUUUCCUGAAGUUCCCGUCUACCUUAGCUCGCAUGAGUGUCGAAGGCGCGCACUUCAGCGUUGGGUUCUCUCUCCUUCCAGUGUUUCCAUAUACCGACUACCAGACGGCUGUACAGGUCCCACACGGAGAGGUAUGUUAUCUCGAGUUAUCCAUGCGCUUUCAUCGUGGUCGACUUACUGACGUUCUUUUUGUUUAG